Lachancea meyersii CBS 8951 is the source of this 249-nucleotide messenger RNA. The record is from the annotation of a GenBank genome assembly. Lineage: Eukaryota; Fungi; Ascomycota; Saccharomycetes; Saccharomycetales; Saccharomycetaceae.
AUGUCGACGUACGACCAAGUGGAAAUCGAAGACAUGACUUUUGAUCCUGACACGCAAAUGUUCACGUAUCCGUGUCCGUGUGGUGACAAGUUCCAGAUCUACAUCGACGACCUAUACGACGGUGAAGACAUAGCUGUGUGUCCCAGCUGCUCGCUCAUGAUACAGGUCAUCUUUGAGCAGGAGGAUCUGCAAGAGUACUACGAGGAGGCUGGUUCCCAGCCUCCCGCGCCAAUCUCUGUUGCUGCCUAG